Molecule: messenger RNA, 7511 nt
Organism: Peromyscus leucopus (white-footed mouse)
Lineage: Eukaryota; Metazoa; Chordata; Mammalia; Rodentia; Cricetidae
Gene: Spag9
Product: sperm associated antigen 9
Exons: 33
Coding region: 190-4221 (1343 amino acids)
Biological process (GO): vesicle-mediated transport
Cellular component (GO): cytoplasm
Molecular function (GO): kinesin binding; signaling receptor complex adaptor activity; MAP kinase scaffold activity
Source: RefSeq, a predicted model, not a curated record
GCCCCGGCAGUUGGUGCAGCGGCGGUUGGGGUGAGUGCGCUUACCCCACCCCUCCCCUCCUCGGCCCGGGCCCCGGCCCCCCAUCCCGCGGGGCCCAGCCCCAGCGCCAGCCUCCGCCGUGCCCGUCCCGUGCGGGCCCGUGCCGCCCCUCAGCCGGCGACGCCCGGGGCCGCCCGCCCGCCCGCCACCAUGGAGCUGGAGGACGGUGUGGUGUACCAGGAGGAGCCCGGCGGCUCCGGGGCCGUGAUGUCAGAGCGGGUGUCCGGCCUGGCCGGCUCCAUCUACCGCGAGUUCGAGCGGCUCAUCGGGCGCUACGACGAGGAGGUGGUCAAGGAGCUGAUGCCACUGGUGGUGGCCGUGCUGGAGAACCUGGACUCGGUGUUCGCGCAGGACCAGGAGCACCAGGUGGAGCUGGAGCUGCUGCGGGACGACAACGAGCAGCUCAUCACCCAGUACGAGCGGGAGAAGGCGCUGCGCAAGCACGCCGAGGAGAAAUUCAUUGAAUUUGAAGACUCUCAGGAACAGGAAAAGAAGGAUUUACAGACCCGAGUAGAAUCUCUGGAAUCUCAAACCAGACAACUUGAACUUAAAGCAAAAAACUAUGCUGACCAGAUUAGCAGACUUGAAGAAAGAGAAGCAGAACUGAAGAAGGAAUAUAAUGCACUGCAUCAGAGACAUACUGAGAUGAUCCAUAAUUAUAUGGAACACUUAGAAAGAACCAAACUUCAUCAGCUCUCAGGGAGUGAUCAACUAGAGGCUACAGCUCAUAGUAGAAUUAGAAAAGAACGUCCUAUAUCAUUAGGAAUUUUCCCACUACCUGCUGGAGAUGGAUUGCUUACACCUGAUACUCAGAAAGGAGGCGAGACCCCAGGAUCAGAGCAAUGGAAAUUUCAGGAAUUAAGUCAACCACGUUCUCAUACCAGCCUGAAGGUCAGCCAUAGUCCUGAACCUCUGAAGGCUGUAGAGCAGGAGGAUGAACUUUCUGAUAUUAGUCAAGGCGGAUCUAAAGCUACCACUCCAGCUUCAACAGCAAAUUCCGAUGUGUCAGCGAUUCCUCCUGAUACUCCCUCAAAGGACGAUAAUGAAGGACUUGUAAAAGGCACAGAUACACCAAAUAAGUCAGAGAUAAGCAAACACAUAGAAGUACAGGUUGCCCAAGAGACUAGGAAUGUAUCUACAGACUCCGCUGAAAAUGAGGAGAAAUCAGAGGUUCAAGCAAUCAUUGAAUCCACUCCUGAAUUGGAUAUGGACAAAGACCUCAGUGGAUAUAAAGGUUCAAGCACUCCCACCAAAGGCAUAGAGAACAAAGCUUUUGAUCGAAAUACAGAAUCUCUCUUUGAAGAACUGUCUUCAGCUGGCUCGGGCCUCAUUGGAGAUGUGGAUGAAGGAGCAGAUUUACUAGGGGAAUAUUCUGACCAUAAUUUCUUUGGAAUGGGUCGUGAAGUGGAGAAUCUCAUACUAGAGAAUACACAGCUGCUGGAAACCAAAAAUGCUUUGAAUGUAGUGAAGAAUGAUUUAAUAGCAAAAGUGGAUGAGCUGACCUGUGAGAAAGAUGUGCUGCAGGGAGAAUUGGAGGCUGUGAAACAGGCCAAGCUGAAGCUAGAGGAAAAGAACAAAGAGUUGGAGGAGGAGCUCAGGAAAGCUCGUGCAGAAGCUGAAGAUGCAAGGCAAAAAGCAAAAGACGAUGAUGAUAGUGACAUUCCCACAGCCCAGAGGAAGCGGUUCACUAGAGUGGAAAUGGCCCGAGUUCUCAUGGAGAGAAACCAAUACAAAGAGAGGCUGAUGGAACUUCAAGAAGCUGUUCGAUGGACAGAGAUGAUCCGGGCAUCACGAGAAAACCCAGCCAUGCAAGAAAAAAAAAGGUCCAGCAUCUGGCAGUUUUUCAGCCGACUUUUUAGCUCUUCAAGUAAUGCAACAAAGAAGCCUGAACCCCCUGUGAAUCUGAAGUACAAUGCACCCACUUCUCACGUGACUCCCUCAGUAAAGAAAAGAAGCAGCACCUUAGCGCAGCUCCCUGGUGAUAAGUCCAAGGCGUUCGAUUUCCUUAGUGAGGAAACUGAGGCUAGUUUAGCUUCCCGCAGAGAGCAAAAGAGAGAGCAGUAUCGGCAGGUGAAGGCGCAUGUUCAGAAGGAAGAUGGUCGAGUACAAGCUUUCGGCUGGAGUCUGCCUCAGAAGUACAAACAGGUGGCCAAUGGUCAAGGGGAAAAUAAGAUGAAAAAUCUACCUGUGCCUGUCUAUCUCAGACCACUAGAUGAAAAAGAUGCAUCUAUGAAGCUGUGGUGUGCUGUAGGAGUCAAUUUAUCUGGUGGCAAGACGAGAGAUGGUGGUUCUGUUGUUGGAGCAAGUGUAUUUUACAAGGAUGUUGCUGGUCUGGACACUGAAGGCAGUAAACAGCGAAGUGCAUCUCAGAGUAGUUUAGAUAAGUUGGAUCAAGAACUCAAGGAACAGCAAAAAGAAUUAAAAAAUCAAGAAGAAUUGUCCAGUCAAGUAUGGAUCUGUACUAGCACCCAUUCAGCUACAAAGGUUAUCAUCAUUGAUGCUGUUCAGCCUGGCAACAUCCUAGAUAGUUUCACUGUUUGCAAUUCUCAUGUUCUGUGCAUUGCAAGUGUCCCAGGAGCUCGGGAAACAGACUACCCUGCAGGAGAAGAACUUUCUGAAUCCGGCCAGGUAGACAAAGCAUCUUUGUGUGGAAGCAUGACAAGCAACAGCUCUGCAGAGAUGGACAGCUUGCUGGGAGGCAUCACAGUAGUUGGGUGCUCCACAGAAGGAGUGACAGGAACUGCUACUUCCCCCAGUACCAACGGUGCUUCUCCAGUGAUAGAAAAGCCACCAGAAAUGGAAGCCGAAAAUAGUGAGGUUGAUGAAAAUGUCCCUACAGCAGAAGAAGCAACUGAAGCCACGGAGGGCAAUGCGGGGUCAGCUGAAGAUGCUGUGGACAUCUCUCAGCCUGGUGUGUACACAGAGCAUGUGUUUACAGAUCCACUGGGAGUUCAGAUCCCAGAAGACCUCUCCCCAGUGUUUCAGUCAAGUAAUGAUGCAGAUGUGUACAAAGAUCAAAUAUCAGUAUUGCCAAAUGAGCAAGACCUGGUGAGAGAAGAAGCUCAGAAAAUGAGUAGUCUUUUACCAACCAUGUGGCUGGGAGCUCAGAAUGGCUGUUUGUAUGUCCAUUCAUCUGUAGCCCAGUGGAGGAAAUGUCUCCAUUCCAUUAAGCUUAAAGACUCAAUUCUCAGUAUUGUACAUGUGAAAGGAAUUGUGCUAGUGGCCCUGGCUGAUGGCACCCUUGCAAUCUUCCACAGAGGAGUUGAUGGACAAUGGGACCUGUCAAACUAUCACCUUUUAGACCUUGGACGUCCUCACCAUUCCAUACGAUGCAUGACUGUGGUCCAUGACAAAGUCUGGUGUGGCUAUAGAAACAAAAUCUAUGUGGUUCAGCCAAAGGCUAUGAAGAUAGAGAAAUCAUUUGACGCACACCCCAGGAAGGAGAGCCAAGUACGGCAGCUUGCAUGGGUGGGGGAUGGUGUGUGGGUCUCCAUCCGUUUGGAUUCCACACUCCGUCUCUAUCAUGCACACACAUACCAACAUCUCCAGGAUGUGGACAUUGAACCUUAUGUAAGCAAAAUGUUAGGUACUGGAAAACUGGGCUUCUCUUUUGUGAGGAUAACAGCUCUUAUGGUGUCUUGCAAUCGCUUGUGGGUGGGGACAGGAAACGGUGUCAUUAUCUCCAUCCCACUGACAGAAACUGUAAUCCUCCACCAGGGACGUUUACUGGGGCUGAGGGCAAAUAAAACCUCAGGGGCUCCAGGUAAUCGUCCUGGGAGUGUAAUCCGUGUAUAUGGUGAUGAAAACAGUGAUAAAGUGACUCCAGGGACAUUUAUACCCUACUGUUCAAUGGCACAUGCACAGCUUUGCUUCCACGGGCACCGAGAUGCUGUGAAAUUCUUUGUGGCAGUCCCAGGUCAGGUCGUUAGCCCACAAAGUGGCAGUAGCGGAGCAGAUCUAACAGCCGACAAAGCAGGGUCAUCUGCACAGGAACCCAGUAGCCAGACGCCCUUGAAGUCUAUGCUUGUCAUCAGUGGGGGAGAAGGCUACAUUGACUUCAGGAUGGGUGAUGAAGGUGGAGAAUCUGAACUUCUUGGAGAGGAUCUUCCACUGGAACCUUCAGUCACCAAAGCAGAAAGGAGUCACCUGAUAGUGUGGCAAGUGAUGUGCGGCAAUGAAUGAGUCCGUAGAGACAGGUGGAGAUGAGGAGGCUGCCUCUUCUGCAUGAUUUCUUUUCCCUUCCCCUUAUUUAAUGCUCUUUUUGUGAAAGACAUUUCACCACAUAAUACGUGAGCAUUUUUUCCCCUGUUACCUUUAUAUUACAAAAUCUGUCCUAUGGUAACAAUACAGAGGAGCGAGCUAGUUUACUGCACCAGUGUUAAUAGGCAAUUUCAGUAUAUCAUGAACAAAUCAAAGGAUGUUUACUUUCUACAAACAGGUAAAUUACAGAAAGCAAUCCAGAUGUGGUUUGCUCUGCCACAGUCUAAUGUCACUCACUUAAUUGAUAAGGUCACUUUUUAGCUGUCACUAAUAAUGGAACUAAUGGAAAAGAUUUAAUAAAUGAAACUGUACAUGAAGUACAAUAGAGUUUUCCCCAGUGUAUUAUAGAAUUGACACACUAAUGGCAGAUGGAUUAUCAGGAUUUAUCUAAAUGUCCCAAGAGGGCUAAAAGCUAACUGUAAAUUACAUUAACUUUCACUUUCAAUUCUGACAAAUCUUGUUUAUAUGGUAUAUAAAACUUUGUUUUCAUCAGAUUUGGGGGUUUUUAUAUUAAAGAAAUUAAGGCUACACUAUUUAAAUAAAAUUUCUUGUUCCUAUCUCAUUAGAACUCUAAAGUUUAUGAAGCUUCCUUCUCUGAAUAUUCUCAUUUUUUAGACUAGUUUUACCCAUUUUCAUACUGACAUUUAAGAAAUGUAUCAUUUGAAGUUUAGGAAAUAUUCUGGGAAGCAUAGAGGACACUUCAAUACUGGAAGGAUAGUCUAAGAGGAAGCUGUGUUUUGUACUCCUUGUCCUAGAGGAUGGUGGUAGUUGAUUCAGUUUUUUCUAUGGAAAAAAAAUGCACCUGUCAGCCAGAUGUUCCUAGGCUGCUCUUAACCUGUUAAGAAGGGGACACUGUGGUGGCCGUGGAUUCGACCUAAUUAGCUGAAUGCAGAAUGAUUAGGAAAGUUGGUUUAUUUUGUUCUGUGUAAAACUACCAGCCAGCGUUUGCUUGGUAUAGAGAAUGCUUCAGCAUUGGCACCCUUGUCAGCUCAAAGUGCCCCCUUCAAAGGGAAAGGCUGCGAAGCCAGCCAAGUCAGCAUCAAUCUUUUCAUUCACGAUGUCCAUUUGAAAAAGUGGGUUUAAAUCUAAUUUUAACUGAUAACCUUAUGAAUUUUCAAAAACCAUUAUGCUAUAUGUUUUUUUUUCCUCUCGCAAGCUUCCUAAAAAUGGAUGAUUUACCAUUUCUUACUCAUGGCUGCAAGCAAAGUUAACAAAAUUUUAUGUGCUAUUUUAAAAAAAAAACCAUACAGGAAACAGGUCCUCCAGUCAUUAGAAGGACCAGAUCACUUCAUAGACAGGAAAUCAAACACAAGUCUCUAACUGUCUAAAACAUUCUUAAGUUCCAGGGGACUUUUCCCCAGACUGUGACACAAAGAUAUCUGUAAAAAGGUACACCAGUGAUUUUUUUGCAUAUACGUGAUUAGGCUAGAUCCUAAAACACAUGGGGCUUAAUGAGCCUAGGAGGCUUUUGUAUCAAUAAGCACAUUGGGCACACUCUAAAAUUGUGCUCCCUGUAUGUUUUAAAAGAAAAAGACCUGUUUUGAUAAAUCUGUAUAGAGGAUAAUAUUUUGUUUGAUCUACAUACUCAUUUUUCUUCAGCGCUGACCACUUUUCCAUAACUUGUUUGCUAUAUCUUUACUUUAAAUAUGAGUUGUUUGAGGCAAAUACUUUAAAAAAGCAUUAUCAACAUUUAUUGGAAAUGUUGUAUAAAUUCAUAAUGAGACAUCAUUAUGUGUCUGGGAAUUUUAAUCCCAAGAAGUAAGUGUCCCAGAGUCAGACACCCUCAUUGUUGUUCAGAAGCUCUUUACAUGUUUGUGUGGUCCAGUGUAGCUCAGGAAACCAGAAGCUAAAGAAGAAACAUGCAAGUGUAUCGUUACCCUGGUUAUAAUUGUUUCUUUGAGACUUAAUGACGUUGACUUCACUCACAGACUGUAGGUGUGUGAUGAUUUUAGCUAAAGAUCCCAAAUCACUGUGGCCCUGUGGACUUAUUUCAAGGACCGGAGAGAGCAGAUGCACCCGUACAGCUUGUUUUAAGGGCUGUGCUUAUAUUUAUAAUUUUGCUUCUCUUCCUCUUUCCCCCCAUAACACAUAUAUUCUUGUGAUGUUUAUUUUGGUCAAGGGGGUGAUCUUUGGAAGAAAUACCCGGAUGUAAGCUGCUCACAAACAGUAAAGGGGUAUAAAUUGCCAUAGCCUCCACAGGGCAAAGGAGGCUUGAAUGCCUCUGGGCAGUCUCCCAUGUUAAAAAAAAAAAAAACUGAGAGGAAGAAGGCAGAGUACUGAGUUCUUGUUUUUUGUUACAUAUGGGUUAUAUAUGAGGCUGAACCAUAUGAAAUUACCGAUGUGCAGCCAUUGCUGGUCUAUAAAAAGAGCAGCAGUGUAUGUCUCAAUUUGACACUAGGAGUGCAGGCUCAAAUCUCUAGGAGGCAAAAGGAGACUGCUUUCUGGAAACUCUGUAGUGAGAGUAUUUUUCUCUAACUCGUGUAGAUCAAAACUGGUAAUGUUGUAUCUCUUAGAAGAACGUUUCAGCACAGAGGCUGCAGCAUGUCACUAUUCAGGUGGAAUGUGCGUGCAGUGGAAAGGUUAAAAUAUACUCUCAGCCUGUAGCAUUGUUCAUCUCAUGAGCUUGAGAAGAGACCACUUAACAUGCAGCAUUUGUAACAAAACAAAAUGCCUCAUAUUAACCUAAAAAGAAUGUGUCUUGCAAAUGCCAUGGAAAUGGAUAUUUAUCUCCUAGUAAGUAUUAUGACUAUUACCAAAGGACUCAACCAGAUUUAGGGUUCUUCUUAAUUGAUCAUGUUAGGAAAGGGGCUGAUGACGUCCCACUUGGACACAUGGGAGAGAAGGAAAUAAAUGUUGAAAUCAUAAAUGCUUUUCUAACAGGGUUGUGCUAUUCUGUAACACUAAUUGUCUUUUUCUUUCUCUUAAAAAUGAAGUUUUAUUAAUAAUUUUGUCUUAUAUUUCUCAAUAUUUGAAUAUAUUUUAACUGUUUAUGUCCUAAAUUCUUUUUGUCUUAGACAUCAGAACUUUACUUGCCUAAUAAGAUUGGGUUCUAGAGUACCCAUUUGCUGUCUCUUAGAGGCCGAGGCUUCAUUUCUAUGAGUAAAAAGCUCAUUAGCAAUGUAGUUAUUUCAGUAUUUAUUUCUAUUAUGGAAUCCCUGGGGUUCAGAAUGUAACUUUGUACAUGAAAUAUAUAUAAAUAUGUAUAUGAAACA